CUAGAUGGCGCCGCCCCGCUUUACAAAUGUAAGUGUGUCAGUCCAGUUACCGGGGGACAGGCACAUGUCUCCCUGCCCCUCAUGUUUCCUCUCACUCCGCUGUCUCCACUGUUCAAACCUCCGAGAGGGAAAAGAGUCCCAGUCUGCGCUCCUCUCUCUCCACGCCGCCAGCAGCAGGCUGAGCUCCGUCUCCUGUUCCGCACCGACUCCUGGAAAAUAUCCUGCGGAGCCACGUAAACACCGGUUGUUUCAUUAUAUAACCAGCGACUGACAAAAACUGCAGUAGAGUACCAGUGUUGACCAAGAGAUGUCUUGCAUGCUGAAUAUGGGUCUGGAUUGACCGCCUCAAUGUUGGUUCAUAUGUGGGCCUUUUGUUUCUGGAACCGGGAGAACAAGUCCAACCACACUGGUCCCUGAGAGGGCUGAAAGUGCACAAAAAGAUGAGCAGAGCACCUUACGCCCCCACAGAGACCAGUAACCAAUGGCAACCUCAGUCCAGACCCUUCCUCUGACCCGUGGCCCCGACAAAAACUUCCGUAACCCUUUCCCAGCCCGGCCCCUCUCCUCCCGCUGCGGCAUGGGAAGUGUGGGCAGUCUGGUAGAGAGGCCAGAUGUGUCUCCGACCAAAGGCAGCCGCGCGGUCCCCCAGGUGAGACCCAAACAGACCAACGGCCUCCUGAAGAAAGGCUUCACCCAGAGAGAGCUACUCAACUACCUCAACAUCACCAGAAAAGAGCCUACAGCAAACCCAGGAAGCGAUGGCAAGAAGGAUAUUAUCUCUGGCCUCAGCUCUGUCAGUGGCCGUGAGGAGGACAAUAUGUACGCCAAGGUCUACCAUAAAGAUGGCACCGAAGUAGAUUUGACAAAGAACUCGCUGCCAAGCGGGGGGAAGUAUGAAAAGGCUCGUUUUAGAUCAUCGGCCUUCAAGCCCGUCACCCCCAAAAACUUCAGCUCCAUGCAGAACCUCUACCCGUCUUCCAAGUCAGAGGAUGUGGACCAUGGCCUUUCCAACGGGUUGCGCAGAGCUUACGCCCAUGUCCCUAAAGCUGUCUCCACCUCCUCUUCCUCUUCCUCACCCUCCCGUCACGGAGGACCGACAUCCAGUGGUAACAAGACCCUCUCCUCGGUGCGUGGGAUGAGCCAGGAGGAUGAUAACCUGUCAGACUCGGGCCAUAACUCCAUGAACAGCCUGCCGCCGUACCGGCCUCCCUUCCGCCCACACCUGGCUCACAUCAGUGCAUCCAUGGGCCACAUCAACACCAUCGGCUCCCUGGACCGCACCUCUCUGGGCCCGAAGGCUGUAGGCUCAGAGGGUGUGGCUAUAGGGGAGAUGGCCUGUCGGAGCAUGGCGACCCUGAGUCGAUUGGCUCCAUAUGGAGGGGAGGCUCCACCUCCGUAUGAAUGGACACUCUCUCUGUCCGUGGAGGAAGUGGUGCGGGACCUGGAGGAGCGCCUGGUGGAGAAAGAACAUGAGCUGAAACAGAUGAAAAGAAACCUGGAUGAGAGUGAGGGCGCCAUCGCUCAGGUGUUUGAAGGGAAACAGCGUCUGUGGGAGAAGGAGGUGGAAGAGCUGAAGCGCCUUUAUGCCGCCAAGCUGCGUCAGGUUUCCCAGCAUGCUCAGCGUUCCCAGCGCAGCCUGCAGUUGCAGCUGUUCAAGGCCCAGCAGGAGAAGACCCGGCUGCAAGAGGAGCUCGACAGUCUGAAAAGGGAAAGGAGCCAAGAAGAUGGAGCCGUAGCAAAACGAACCAGCCUGACCCUGGAGGAGACGCAGUGGGAGGUUUGCCAAAAGUCAGGGGAGAUUUCCUUGCUGAAGCAGCAGCUGAGGGACUCCCAGGCAGAGGUGACCCAGAAGCUGAGUGAGAUCUUCCAGCUCAAGACGCAGCUGAGGGAGACCCGCACGGAGAUGCGCAACAGAGAGGGCCAGAUAGAUGCACUAAAGCUCGUCCUGCAGGGGACCCAGCGUCGCAGGUGUCCCUCUCAGAAUGCACAUGAAGAAGGAAAAGGAGCUGAAGAGAGGACGUCUGCUGGGGCGACAGGAGGGUGCGGGGGCCCUACAGAGGAGCGUCUGCGCGCAGAGCUCCUGUUGGAGCGACGCCAGAGCGAGGCCCAGGCCAUGGCUUUUGAGGAAGAGAGGCACACAUGGCAGACAGAGAAGGACAAGGUCAUCCGCUACCAGAAGGAGCUGCAGGCCAGCUACUUAGAGAUGUAUCACCGCAAUGAAGUGCUGGAGAGGGAACUGCACCAGCUGAGGGCAGGCAGAGAGCAAGGAGCAGCAGGAGGAGAAGGAGGAGAAGAGGGGAGCAGAAAUGGGACACUGGAAAGAGAAGUGCCAGAGCUGAGAAGUGAGAGAAUGGGGGAGAAACAAGAGGACAGACCUUCCUCUGGUUUGCCGUGGAUAGACAGGAUUGAAUCAUCUGAAAUUUGACUGUGACAGACUUGUUUGCAAUGCAAACUGUUUUCUCCCUGAAGUAUGGGAGCUAUGGAGGAUCAUGUCUGCCAGGAAAAGGAAAAAAAUAGAAUCAGCUCACUAAGUCAAAAUUAUAAGAUAGGAAGUCAAAAUUAUGACAUAAAUUAAAGUUUUAACUAAAACAAUUUUUUGAUAGUUAAUGAAAAAUUGAUACUGAGAUACCAAAUUAAAAUUGUGGGUAAAUAAAAUUCUGACUCAUUAAAUCAAUUUAGUCAAAAGAAAUUUUAAAAAUCACAUUUUUGACUUAAGUCAAAAUUAUGACAUAAUAAUUCAAAUUUUGACCUUGUGUCUAAAUUAUGAGAUAACUAAAAAUAUUGAAACAAUAGGUCAAAAUUAUGAGAUAAUAAGUCUAAGUUAUGAAAGUCAAAAUUUUGAAAAGUUUGAGAAUGAUUUUAGAGUUAAGUAUUUAACUUAAAUCAAACACAGCUCAAAUUAAGUCAAAAAGACUAAUUAUCUCAUUAUUUUAAAGCAGUGAGUCAAAUUUUGUCUUUAAGUUGUUUUGUUUUUUUUCAUCAUGCGAACAUUUUAUUUUUCUUCUUUUCUUGGUCAAAAUGAGCUUCCAUAGCACCUGGCAGUCUCUGCCCAUACACCCUUGUUGAUUGCUUAAUGCCCUUAUCCUGCAAAGACUGGACCCAUGAGCUCACACAGAAACACAGUGAUGCUGAGCGUAGCGGCACAGAAGUACUGUGUCUGUACCUCAUCUGUCCUUGGCAGAGGAGUUGUGUCAGUUUUGUAUAAAAUACAGCCAACCUCCAGCCAAGCACCUCGACUGUCAAGCUUAAGACUUCUUUCCAAUUAUAAAUCUGUAAGUGAACAAAUUGAUAUGCUGGUUGUGACUGUUUCGUGUUCAUUUGGUAGUUGCUUUUUGGUUGGGACUGCUGUACAGCCUCGGCGGUAAACAAAGGAUUCAAAGGGAUUUAGUCUGGUCUGGUAACAUCUGAGCACCUGUGUGUGCAGACGUUCAGGGUUCACCUGGGCUCUGGGAGGAAAGCUGCAUCUCUGGGAUAAGUAUCAAGGAUUACAGCUACCUGGUGCAAAGGUACUAAUGCUAAUUCUUUGCCAUCAUGAAAACAGUUUGCCCUGCUGAAGAAACUGGAAAUGUUGGACUUAUUUCUUCUCAUUCAGUUUCCUGUCAGGUGAUACCAAUAUAUUUUGUACAUAAAUGUAAGUUUUCAUUUGAUUGGCCUUCUGUCAUUGUGUUCCAAGCACACUCUUGUCUUAAAUGGGCAUACUUCCAUAUCUUUUGAUUGGAAUGAAAAUGAUCAAUAGAUGCAGAUGAUGAAUAUGACUGCCCUGCUUAUUGGUGCGAUUUGUUGCACAUACCCAGCCAAUAACAUCAAAUGCAUGAUGUAGGUGGAGUUGUUCUAUUCUGUUGUCUAUUAUUAAUAUAUGAAGGUUCAAAAGCCAGCUCUCAAUUGACCUUUCAACAUACUGUGACUCUUGUCUGUUUACUGGAAUCGAAACUGUACAGUAUAAAUAAAUAUAUGGUUGUUUUGGAUUCAUAAUAAACAUCUAUGAAGUGGU
Molecule: messenger RNA, 3991 nt
Organism: Seriola aureovittata
Lineage: Eukaryota; Metazoa; Chordata; Actinopteri; Carangiformes; Carangidae
Gene: n4bp3
Product: NEDD4 binding protein 3
Exons: 11
Coding region: 482-2425 (647 amino acids)
Cellular component (GO): cytoplasmic vesicle
Source: RefSeq, a predicted model, not a curated record